Molecule: messenger RNA, 1234 nt
Organism: Fusarium verticillioides 7600
Lineage: Eukaryota; Fungi; Ascomycota; Sordariomycetes; Hypocreales; Nectriaceae
Exons: 1
Coding region: 347-856 (169 amino acids)
Source: RefSeq, a predicted model, not a curated record
CGAUAAUGAAACUAGAACUGUUACAUUCCCAGUCAGAUACAAAUUUUUUUAUUUUUAUUUUUUAUUUUAUUUUUUUAAUUCAGAAGGCCAAUUCUCAUAGGUAAUUUAUUAUCCUUCAAAAUACCCUUCAGUCAUGUGCCUGACGUUUGUCCUUAUCUCGAUUUCUUUCAUCGUUAUUACUGAGUCGGUUUCUUCUUCCGCAACACCAAGUGUAACUUGGUCGGGAUAAAGCAGUUCGCAUUCCGAUAGUCAUGAUAUUGAAGAUUUUUACAUUCCCUUAACACACAAUAUCUCUUUGCGGUUAUAUCCAUCAAUAAUUCGGGCAAGACGACUCACUUCAGCAGCCAUGGUGUUUCAGACAACCGCCCAGAUACAGCACACGUCGCCUAUCUCCUCGACUGCUGCAACCCCAAAAGCCAUAGAGAUGCUCCACGACCAUGUUUUUUUCCUACAUUGUAAUCCUUAUAUGUCCAAAUUCGAAGUCAUGCCCACUCCGGACCCUACUCCAUCGGUUCCUGACACACUUGAGGUCAAACCUAUCGCAGCACCAGACUGUUAUUCAGUCACAGACCGGAUUCAUACCUUGCCAGCAGGGCUCUGGGAUUCCGAUGUUAUUAGUUCAUAUGAGUUUUUUGACCUGGAAAGCGGUGUGUUUGUGAGAACGCGAGGGCCAAUGGGUCUGGUACUUGAGACUGUUUGGAAGAUUGAAGAAUCUGAGGGUGGAAGCCUGGAGAUCGUGGAACAGGUUUCUAUUACAUGCUCUAGGCUGAUCAUGGGUAUGAUCAAAAGCUCAUGUGAGGCUGGAUGGAAAGGGGUUCAUGGAAAGAUGCUUGAGAGGAUAGCAGAGUCUUCAUAAGCGAAUGCUUUCAACAAUACCCCGAGAACAAUAGCUGGACGGUAAAGCCAGGUAUGGCUCUGAAAUGUGGCGAUAUCGUACUGGGAGUUGUUUCCUCCCAAGGUCGUGUCUUCAAUGUUCACCAACAAUGCUGCCAGGCCUCACGGAGCAAGAAAAUACCAGACCUUUUGAUAGGGUGUUACUAAACUUGUCCUAAGCUUAUACUAAAGUCACCUAAGUUAUUUUGUCACUUAAUUAGGAUCAAGGCCCUGAGUUUUCUUUCCUCCUCUAGCCAGGCACCAAAAGUAGCUCUAAGACCCGAGUUCACGACAGAUGUAGUGCCUACCUUAUGCCCUUGCAGAAAUCAUAGGUAGCUUAAGGAGAAAGUAUGCGUUCCGG